This is a messenger RNA of Dichotomopilus funicola, 1056 nucleotides long. RefSeq names its product mitochondrial carrier domain-containing protein. Bases 1 to 1056 code for a protein of 351 amino acids. Gene Ontology annotation, molecular function: nucleotide transmembrane transporter activity. Gene Ontology annotation, biological process: transmembrane transport; adenine nucleotide transport. The record is from RefSeq and is a predicted model, not a curated record. NCBI's taxonomy places the organism in Eukaryota, Fungi, Ascomycota, Sordariomycetes, Sordariales, Chaetomiaceae. The transcript is spliced from 4 exons.
AUGUCUGCACCGACGCCAAAAGCAGGGCAAUCGGAGCCCAGGCUACCGACCUCUACCACAUCACCCACACAACCUCCCGCGGCCCCCCCCACAGAAAGAUUUAACCCGACUGUCCAAUUCCUCGGUUUUAUCUCCGAUCCCGUGGUUGCCGCCUUUUGCGCCGGCGGCGUAGCAGGCGCUGUUUCCCGUACUGUAGUAUCACCGCUCGAGCGCCUCAAGAUCCUGUUCCAGGUCCAAAGCGCCGGUCGCGAUGCGUACAAGCUGAGCGUGGGGCAAGGGUUGGCGAAGAUGUGGAGGGAAGAAGGUUGGCGCGGAUUCAUGCGCGGGAACGGGACCAAUUGCAUUCGCAUUGUGCCGUACUCGGCGGUUCAGUUUGGGAGUUACAAUUUCUACAAGAGGCAGUUUUUCGAACGACACCCCGGCGACAGCUUAACCCCCCUCUCACGCCUGACCUGCGGCGGUAUUGCCGGUAUCACAUCCGUCACCUUCACCUACCCCCUAGACAUCGUGCGCACACGACUCUCGAUCCAAUCCGCUUCAUUUGCAGAGCUCGGCAAGCGACCGGAAAAGCUCCCCGGCAUGUGGCAGACUAUGAUCUCCAUGUACAAAACCGAGGGAGGGAUCCGCGCGCUAUAUCGCGGGAUCGUGCCGACCGUGACAGGCGUCGCGCCCUAUGUCGGCCUUAACUUUAUGACAUACGAAUUCAUCCGCCAAUACCUAACCCGCGAAGGUGAACAAAACCCCACCGCCGUGCGGAAGCUGGUCGCGGGUGCCGUCUCUGGCGCCGUGGCGCAAACUUGCACCUACCCAUUUGACGUGCUCCGCCGCCGUUUCCAAAUCAACACCAUGUCCGGCAUGGGCUAUCAAUACAAAUCCCUCACGGACGCCAUUCGUGUGAUUGUGACACAAGAAGGUCUCAAAGGCCUAUACAAGGGCAUUAUCCCGAAUCUAUUGAAGGUGGCCCCGAGCAUGGCAUCCAGCUGGCUCAGCUUUGAGCUGUGCCGCGAUUUCCUUGUCACCCUGAAGCCAGAGGAGGAGGAGCCGCUGUUGCAAUAA